Molecule: messenger RNA, 2192 nt
Organism: Bombina bombina (fire-bellied toad)
Lineage: Eukaryota; Metazoa; Chordata; Amphibia; Anura; Bombinatoridae
Gene: HMOX1
Product: heme oxygenase 1
Exons: 5
Coding region: 422-1303 (293 amino acids)
Biological process (GO): heme oxidation; response to oxidative stress; heme catabolic process
Molecular function (GO): heme binding; heme oxygenase (decyclizing) activity
Source: RefSeq, a predicted model, not a curated record
UAACUCAGCUUCUGUUCUGCAUCACGUGAUACAAAAGAGGAAACAAAGCUCCUAUAAAGAGGGUGAGCUGGGGGAGAGGAAUUAUCCAUAAGCAGCAUACAGUACAUAGCCAGCAGAGGAGCAGACAGCAGCACACGCACACAGUCAGCAGAGGAGCAUACAGUGCACAACCAGCAGAGGAGCACACAGUCAGCAGAGGAGCAUACAGUGCACAGCCAGCAGAGGAGCGCACAGUCAGCAGAGGAGCACACAGUCAGCAGAGGAGCAUACAGUGCACAGCCAGCAGAGGAGCACACAGUCAUCAGAGGAGCAUACAGUGCACAGCCAGCAGAGGAGCACACAGUCAGCAGAGAAGCAUACAGUGCACAGCCAGCAGAGGAGCAGUCAGCCUGCAGCACACAGCCAGCAGAGAGUGCCAGUAAUGGAGACCCACAGCCACAAACAACAGACCCAUGCAAGUGCCCUUGGCGACUUGUCUGAAGCAUUAAAAGAGGCAACCAAGGAUGUCCAUGUUCAGGCAGAAAACACAGAGUUCAUGAGAAACUUUCAGAAGGGACAAGUGUCACUCAGAGAGUUUAAGCUGGUCAUGUCCUCACUGUACUUUAUCUAUGAUGCUCUGGAGGAAGAGAUUGAAAGGAAUAAGGAGAAUCCUGUGUAUUCCCCAGUUUAUUUCCCUUUGGAAUUGCAUCGGAAGGAAGCCCUGGAACAAGACCUUAAGUAUUUCUAUGGGCUGCAGUGGAGAGAGAGAAUCCUGUGCCCUAAAUCGACCAAGGAUUAUGUGGACAGGCUUCACUACAUUGGGCAAAAUGAGCCAGAGCUGUUGGUAGCGCACGCUUACACAAGGUAUUUAGGAGACCUCUCAGGUGGACAGGUUUUAAAGAAGAUCGCUCAGAAAGCCCUACAGCUUCCAGCCACUGGUGAGGGGUUGGCAUUCUUUGCCUUUGACAAUGUCACCAGUGCAACAAAGUUCAAACAACUCUACCGCUCCAGAAUGAACUCAAUAGAAAUAGACAGUGCAACUAAAGAGAAGAUAUUGGAAGAAGCUAAGAAAUCUUUCCUACUCAAUGUCAAGGUAUUUGAAGAGUUACAGACGUUGUCAACAGAGUCAAAUCAUAAUAAUCAUCUAAAGAAUGAGGUGCCGACAAUAAGAAACAGGAUGCCUAACAUGGCCAAUGGUCUUUACUCCACAACUGAGAGCAAUGGGAGGAGUGUCACUCAGCAGGGCCAGUCACUGCCAUAUCUUCGCUGGAUUCUUGUUGUUGGUUGUACUCUAGUGGCCCUUAUGGGGCUGUAUAACUUAUAAACACGAUGGAGCAAAUUAUCACCAAAUGGAGCACUUUAUAUGAGUUGUUAAGGCAUCUAAGCAUCCAAGAAAUACAGGAAAAUACUGACUGGAUACUAAGCUGCUCUAACCGACACUGUAGCAUUAUCAUGUGACAGUAUUAUCACGGCUAAACCCUGCGCAUCUGACGUUUUACACUAACCCUACAAUUAUACUCUUCUUAACGGUUUUAGAAGAGGACAGUUAUCAAAAGUCUACAGCAACAAAUGCCUGAUGUAAUAAGCCUUUAUGUAAUGAAAUUAAACAUGUAAAGAUCUUUACAUGCACAGUAUAUGUAACUAGCCUCACACCCAGACAUCUGCUAAUUAAUAACCAGACUACAUACAUCUUAUAUAAGAAGGUGAUUGAAAACAACUUGCCUAUGGCACAAGGCAGGAGGAAUAGGGUGUUAAUGAGACACCUUUACUGUAAGGAUACAUUGUUUCACUUCUGCCCAGAUUUAAAUGUCUGAAGCCAAUUACUAGUGGGAUCAAAUGAAUCAGCUAAGCACAAAUUGGCCACAUACAAGAGUUUAAAAUAUCCCAGGAGGUUAUAACGUAGUGGGUCCUAUGCGCCUACACGUGGCCAUACAGACACAGGGCCCUUCCAAGGACCUUACAGUAACUAAAGGACCCAAUCAGAGAAAAUAUUUGUGUUAAAUCACACUAAUGCAUUUAUUAGGUAAACAGCUGCAAGCUGCGUAGUCUUAUACUGUACAUGUUCCUUUAAGUGGCGCUACGCACAUUAAUCCAGUAUAUGUAUUACUGUAUACAAGAUCCUGUACAUAAUGAUGAAUGCUUUGCGUUAUUUGUAUACAUUGUAUGAUUUGUUUUUUACAUUUUAUAAUAAAGCUGAACCUACUUACAACAUA